Beta vulgaris subsp. vulgaris (sugar beet) is the source of this 2932-nucleotide messenger RNA. RefSeq names its product heat shock protein 90-6, mitochondrial. Gene Ontology annotation, molecular function: ATP-dependent protein folding chaperone; ATP hydrolysis activity; ATP binding. Gene Ontology annotation, cellular component: protein-containing complex; cytosol; perinuclear region of cytoplasm. Gene Ontology annotation, biological process: protein stabilization; cellular response to heat; protein folding. The coding region runs from base 133 to 2496 and encodes 787 amino acids. The transcript has 19 exons. Lineage: Eukaryota; Viridiplantae; Streptophyta; Magnoliopsida; Caryophyllales; Amaranthaceae. The record is from RefSeq and is a predicted model, not a curated record.
ACCAGAACCCAUCUCCAGAACCUUCGUCAAAAACCCCUUAAGUCUGAACCCUACUAAAACCCUCCACUCCACUCCAUUCCAUUUCCUCUCUCACACACACUCACACAGACGCAAAGAUUAAAUCAUCAAAAAAUGCACAGGAUAUCCCGUCGCUCUGUCUCUGCAAUUUUGCGAAAUGGUGGUUUUCAUCACCGAAAUGCUGUUUCUGCAUCUCUCUCUUCAUCCUCUCCACUAAUUUUUUCUGAUGGCGAGGCGAAGGUGGAGCAUAGACGGUAUUCGUCGUUGAUACCGAGCAAGUUCCAUGCACCUGGCUCGGAUUUUAUGACCAUGGCUCGUCGCUAUGAGUCUACAGCUGCAGCAUCUGACUCGUCUGGUGCUCCUGUUGAGAAGUAUGAGUAUCAAGCCGAGGUCAGCCGUCUGAUGGAUCUUAUUGUUAAUAGCCUCUACAGCAACAAAGAGGUUUUCCUCAGAGAGCUCAUCAGCAAUGCAAGUGAUGCGCUAGACAAGCUGCGGUUUCUCAGUGUUACACAACCAGAGCUUUCAAAGGACUCUGUUGAUCUUGAUAUUCGCAUUCAAACUGACAAAGAUAAUGGGAUCAUCACAAUCAUGGACACUGGAAUUGGUAUGACGCGUCAAGAGCUUGUAGAUUGUCUUGGAACUAUUGCACAAAGUGGAACAGCUAAGUUUCUUAAGGCAUUGAAGGAUAGCAAAGAUGCUGGAGCAGACAACAAUUUGAUUGGUCAAUUUGGUGUUGGGUUUUAUUCGGCAUUUUUAGUGUCUGAUAAGGUGGCUGUUGCAACAAAGAGUCCCAAAUCUGACAAACAGUAUGUGUGGGAGGGGGAAGCAAAUGCUAGUACAUAUACAAUUAGAGAGGAGACGGACCCAGAGAAGUUGUUGCCUAGAGGAACUCGUAUAACUCUAUAUCUCAAGCGCGAUGACAAAGCCUUUGCUCAUCCAGAGAGGGUCCAGAAGCUUGUUAAGAAUUACUCACAGUUUGUUUCAUUUCCAAUAUACACGUGGCAGGAGAAGGGAAUUACAAAGGAGGUUGAAGUAGAUGAAGAUCCUGCUGAAGCUAAAACUGAUGAUCAAGAAGAGCAAACUGAGAAAAAGAAGAAGACAAAAAAAGUGGUUGAAAGAUACUGGGAUUGGGAACUCACAAACGAGACUCAGCCGAUAUGGCUCCGGAAUCCUAAGGAAGUUACAACGGAGGAAUACAAUGAGUUUUACAGGGUGACCUUUAAUGAGUAUUUGGAUCCUCUAGCGUCAUCACAUUUUACAACAGAGGGUGAAGUCGAGUUCAGAUCUGUCUUAUAUGUUCCAUCAAUGGCGCCUCAGGGAAAAGAUGAUAUAAUGAAUUUUAAGACAAAGAAUAUAAGGCUUUAUGUCAAGCGAAUUUUCAUUUCAGAUGACUUUGAUGGAGAAUUGUUCCCUCGAUAUCUGAGCUUUAUUAGAGGCGUUGUGGACUCCAGUGACCUUCCCCUCAAUGUUUCUCGUGAGAUUCUCCAGGAAAGCCGAAUUGUGAGAAUAAUGAGAAAAAGAUUGGUUAAAAAAGCCUUCGACAUGAUCCUUGGCAUAUCAAUGAGCGAGAACAGAGAUGACUAUGAGAAGUUCUGGGAUAACUUUGGUAAACAUCUAAAAUUGGGUUGCAUUGAAGAUCGUGAUAAUCACAAACGUAUUGCACCUUUGCUACGAUUUUUCUCAUCUCAAAGUGAGAAUGAGAUGAUAAGCUUAGACGAAUAUGUUGAGAACAUGAAAGCUGAGCAGAAGGAUAUCUAUUACAUUGCUUCCGACAGCGUAACAAGUGCAAAGAAUACACCUUUCCUUGAGAAGCUUUUGGAGAAGGAUCUUGAGGUGCUCUUUUUAGUUGAUCCCAUUGAUGAGGUUGCUGUCCAGAAUCUGAAGUCUUACAAGGAGAAGAACUUUGUGGACAUUAGCAAGGAAGGUUUAGACUUAGGAGUGGAAAAUGAACAAAAAGAAACAGAGGUGAAACAGGAAUUUGGUAGGACUUGUGACUGGAUCAAGAAGCGCUUGGGUGACAGAGUUGCUAGUGUCCAAGUUUCUAAUCGAUUGAGCUCUUCACCAUGUGUUCUUGCAUCUGGCAAAUUUGGUUGGUCAGCUAAUAUGGAGAGGCUGAUGAAGGCACAGCAUGCUGGUGAUUCAUCUGGUCUUGACUUCAUGAAAAGCAGGAGGGUGCUUGAGAUUAAUCCUGAUCAUUCAAUUAUCAAAAGUUUGCAUGCUGCAUGCGAAAGUGGUUCAGAGGAUGAAGAAGCUCUUAGAGCAGUUGAUCUAUUAUAUGAUGCAGCACUAGUCUCCAGUGGUUUCACUCCUGAAAACCCAGCACAGCUCGGUGGAAAGAUAUAUGAGAUGAUGGGCAUGGCUCUAUCAAACAAAUGGGGAUCAUCACUUGAUGCUCAGCAAGUAGUUUGCCCUCCACAGAAUCCCGAGACUAUGGAAGCUGAGAUAGUUGAGCCAGUUCAAGCUGAUGGUCAGAAAUGAAGUGCACCACGCAGUUCGUGGUAAUCGGAGACAAUAGGUUUUAGUGGCAUAUAUAUAUAUUGAUUCAGAGAGUCUUAAUUUUUGAGAGAGUUUUGUCAUCGUACUUCAAAAGUUAGCUACAUAGUAGAGCAAUGUAGAACAGUAGACGGAUAUCCAUUAGAGAUAUAUUUUACAUCCCAGAGGAGCAUCUAUUCCGUAUUUCAGUUACCCAUACACGAUUCAAUCAUUCUAGAGGGCAGUGUCGGCCGUUUUUCUUUUUUUUCUUCCCCCGCUCCUCUUCCUAUUGCCUAAUUAACUGCAAUUUACCGUGUAUUGUACUUUUGUUUUAGCAAGCUUAUUUGGUGUAGUUGGAUGGAGAUUUACCUUGUAACCGUCCAAUUUUCUCAACUACAGUUCUUGGAAUUAGGAGUUCUUUUUAUCUUUUCCCCUUCUCAAA